Eruca vesicaria subsp. sativa (arugula) is the source of this 849-nucleotide messenger RNA. The record is from the annotation of a GenBank genome assembly. NCBI's taxonomy places the organism in Eukaryota, Viridiplantae, Streptophyta, Magnoliopsida, Brassicales, Brassicaceae.
GGACAACAAACAAAGCUUUAACCAAUUAACAAUGUCGAAGAUCCCGGUUAUAACCGUUGUUGUGGCCUUACUCGCAGUGCUUGCUUUGCCGGUUCGCAGUCAGCAACCGCCACUUAGCCAAUGUACACCGUCUAUGAUGACCACCGUGGGACCUUGUAUGAGCAUUUUAACCAACAGCAGUACCAACGGAACUUCACCUUCCGCUGAUUGUUGUAACUCGUUGAGGUCUUUAACUACGGGAGGAAUGGGAUGUCUCUGUCUUAUUGUCACCGGAAGUGUUCCUUUUAAUAUUCCGAUUAACCGUACAACCGCCGUCUCUCUUCCACGUGCUUGUAACAUGCCUAGAGUUCCUCUUCAGUGCAAAGCUAAUAUUGCUCCAGCUGCUGCUCCUGGACCUGCUGGUACAUUUGGACCAGCCAUGUCUCCAAGUCCAGCAACAACUCCAAUUGUUCCAGAGCCUACUCCAGCAGCUCAGACACCACAGUCAGAUGCAACUAGACCUUUUACACCAACCGUGGACGGUGCUGCUCCUACGUCUGAUGACGGAGGAAGCACUAGUCGACCUAAUUCUCUUACUCCUUCGUCCUCCUAUGCUUUCUCACCAUCCCUUCUCUUCCUUGUCGUCAGCCUCGUAGCUCUCAGAUUCUACUGAUUUCAUUGUUCUUUUAUUUGUAUUUAUCCUUAUGUGAUUUGAUUUAUGCAUCCUUCUACCUCUCAAACUAUUUGUUUGGUCAUUGCUUUGUGGAAAAAGUUUGUGUAUAUUUGUUAUUGUGUGAGAUUUACUUUGUAUAUAUUGUUUUAAAAGAUUGUAUGUAAACUCAGAUUGAUAAAGAACUCUCUUUAUAUUAA